CACACACACACACACACACACACACACACACACACACACACACACAGACAGAGAGAGAGAGCAUGUGUGUAUCCAGGCUGACCUCAAACAUCCGUCAUUCAUUCACAGGGAGGAAUAGAAGAACAGUGGACAUUACAAUCAUACACUACAGCGGGAACCUAAAAUAAAGUGUCCUAUGUUUUACGGCUUUCCCCUUAAAACACCCUCGCUGUCUCUUUGUACAGCAAGGUGACGCCGCGGACCAGGUGGAGAGACGGGUGACGGCUAUUGCGGCAAGCAGCCCGCUCACACCCAGCUAGACAGCUAUCAGGGAAUUAAACGGGAAAAAACGAUUUUCGGGUGUCAUUGUAGUUUAUUUGUGCGUGGAAACCGAGUCUCUGUGUACUAGUACUAGUAGUAUUAAUGUUAUUAUGUGUCGCCGUUUACAAUGACGACGAAGCGAAAGUCAGCCAAGCUCCAGCUGCGCCGGUCGAUCAGCGAGCAGCUGCGGGACUCCACGUCCAAGGCUUGGGCUCUACUGUGGAGGAAUGUCCGGGAGAGGCGCUUGGCAGAGAUCGAGGCCAAGGAGGCUUGUGAUUGGCUGAGGGCUGCAGGGUUCCCACAGUACCCCCAGCUCUACGAAGACUCCCAGUUUCCUAUAGAUAUUUCGUCAGUAAGGAGGGACCAUGACUUCUUGGACAGAGACCUGGUGGAACCGUUGUGUCGACGUCUCAACACCCUGAACAAGUGUUGCUCCAUGAAACUUGACGUCAGCCCCUCCAGGAAGAAAACGGAGGAUUCAGACGAGGAUGACCCGCUGGCCAUCAGUAAGAGAUGGACCUUUGAGUGGAACAGCCGGCGCUGGUCCCGCCUCCAGGACAUGCACUUCCUGCUGGACUCGCCCAAUGAGAGCAGCCCUGAGGGGUGCGAGGCGCUGCUGCGGUACACGGUGAGCAGUGAGAGCGUCUUAACGGACAUCAGCGAACCAGAGAUCACGGAUAUAUCCUCUCUUCACAGCCAGGAUUCUCUAGGAGCUAUUCUCCCUGACUCGGUCUCUAUGGCAUCGCUGGCCGAGCCCUACCAGCCUCCGAGGGACAUGUCCCACUACAACUCUCUACCAAUCAAAAGCAGCCGUCAUGGCCAGGGUGGGCGGAGUCCGGCGAAGUCCUUCCUGCGUCGCAUGGAGAUGAUGCGUACGUGGGGGCCGUCCUCCAGGAGGAAGACAGGAAGUGGACGGGCACCGCUGGUCAUCAGUGGGCCGGUCUUACAGGGGGAGGAGCCCCAGGCACUACAGACACUCCACUGUGUCCCCAUCAACCAAUCAGAUGGCAGUCCUCAUCCUCUCCACCAAUCAGACAACAGCACGUCCCCUGUUGCCCAUGGAGAUGGCAGCGAGGGCCAAUCAGAGACGAGCAGCGUGAGUUCCAUGAGUCCUAGUGUGAGGCAGAGAGUCUCUAAGCCCCGGCCUAAAAGAGGAAGUGUUUACCUAGAAGACACGGAGCCGCUCUCUGGCGCCCCCCGUUGCCGAAGGACUGAAGCACAACAGACUCCGUUCAGCAGGAACCACUUCCGCUCAUACGAGGACCUGCUAGUCCACAUCCCCAAGGACCACAAACCAGGCACCUUCCCCAAAGCCCUGUCUCUUGAGAGUCUAGCCCCCUCUCCCUCACCACUCUACCCCAGUCAAGGCUCCCCCUGGGCGGCCACGGCUCUGUCCAAGAAGCCUCCCUGCCCUGGAGCUCCGCGGGGCAGCAGGGUGAGUGUGUAUGACAACGUCCCCGGGUCUCACCUGUACGCGUCCACAGGUGACCUGCAGUAUCUUGACCGAGACGAUAACCUGUUCCCCCACCUGGAUGACAUCAUCAGUCACGUCAGCGGCCUGCAGCAGAUUGUAGACCACUGGAGUCACAGCGUGCUGCAGGAGGGGGAGGCAGGGAAUGAUAAGGGGGGUGAGAGAGACGGGGUCUCCCUAAAUGAUACGGACCCUACAGGGACCAGAGAUAGGAGAGACUCUGGAUUUGGAGCUUCCCUUACGAGACCACGUCUCCGGUGGCCGAGCUUCCGCCUGUCUGACCGCCUGAGCCAAUCAGACUCCUCGCUUCAGAUCAGUACCCAAUCAGCUGUCCAGCUCAGCCUGCUCAAGAAGUUCUCUCUGCUCCGACUCACAGCCAUCAUGGAGAAAUACUCCACUAACAAACAUGGCUGGACCUGGUCUAUGUUUCUGAAGCGUAUGAAGGUUCAAGGCAGUAGAGAGAAGGGUGUGUUUGGGGUUCCCCUCAUAGUACACACACAGCGUUGUGGUUACCCUCUACCCCUCUGUCUACAGCAGGCCCUGAGUUAUCUCAGAACGCACUGCCUUGACCAGGUACACACCCAUACACAGCGUUGUGGUUACCCUCUACCCCUCUGUCUACAGCAGGCCCUGAGUCAUCUCAGAACGCACUGCCUUGACCAGGUGGGUCUGUUCCGUAAGUCAGGUGUGAAGUCUCGUAUCCAGGCGUUGAGACAGGAGUGUGAAUCCAGUCCCGACAGUGUGUGUUACGAGGACCAGUCAGCGUACGACGUGGCGGACAUGGUGAAACAGUUCUUCAGAGACCUUCCUGAACCUCUGCUGACGAGCAAGCUGGGAGAGACCUUCCUGCAUAUUUACCAGUACGUCCCCGAUGAGCAGAGGUUGCAGGCCGUGAGGGCGGCCAUCUUGCUGAUGUCAGACGAGAACAGGGAAGUGCUCCAGACGCUGCUCUUCUUCCUGCGCGAUGUCACUUCCUGUGUAGAGGAGAACCAGAUGACCCCUAUGAACCUGGCUGUGUGUCUGGGCCCCUCCCUGUUCCACCUCAACAUACUGAAGAACGACAACCUGUCCCCCAGGUCCAUCCAGAGGAAGUAUGCUACUGGUCGGCCAGACCAGAAAGACCUUAAUGAGAACCUUGCUGCCACACAGGGCCUGUCUCACAUGAUCACUGAGUGCCAACGCUUGUUCGAGAUCCCACAGGAGACAGUGAGUCAAUCCUGUAACUCUUACAGGGAGGCUGAGUUACUAGCGACCCCUCUGGCCGAGCUGUGUAAGACACAUGAGGAGGAGGAGGAAGAGGAGGAAGGGUCCUACCACACACUCAUGGAGGGGCUGGUGCAGGGCCUACUGAAGGAGGCCAGAGACAAGAGUAAAGGAUGGGUGUCCCGGGCCACCACCGACCACACUGAACUGGCCUUCAAAAAGGUGGCUGAUGGUAACCCCCUGCGGCGGUGGCGUGUGUCCGUGGAGGUGUGUGCCCCGCCCAGUGAUGUGUUGGAGAGGCUGCUGAGGCAGCGCCCCCUGUGGCAGACAGCCGUACUGCAGGAGAAGGUUCUGGAAACCCUGGACAGACAGACAGACAUCUACCAGUACAGCCUGCAGAGCAUGGCACCACACCCCAACACUGACUACGUGGUACUGAGGUCAUGGCGUAACGAUGUGUCUAAGGGUUGCAGUGUGUUGGUGUGUGUGUCAGUGGACCAAGAGGACAGUCCAGCCCUGGCUGCAGUCAGAGGGGUAGUUCUAGAGUCCCACUACCUUCUGGAACCCUGCGGACCUGGAAGGUCCAGACUCACACACAUCUGCAGGGUUGACCUGAAGGGCAGGUCUCCAGAGUGGUACAACAAGGCCUUCGGUCACCUGUGUGUCUCUGAGGCCCAGAGGAUCCGUUCCUCUUUCCAACCUACAACAGGCCCUGAGACCAAGAUCUGAACCCCAGGAAUAGGUUCUGAGGCUGGGCUACACCGGCAGGGAGCAUGGCCCCAUGGACCAGAGGACCAAAGACAAGUUACUCUAGAGAACAGGAGGGCUAGGACAAUGGACUUUGUACCUGGAACAAUAGACCUAGUACCGUGGAAUCACAGCCUGAGAUUAAUGGGUCUAGAACCAAGAAGAGGGUGGGCUAGAACCAUGCACUAGAACUUGGAACCAGGGACACUGAACAAUCUAGAACUUGGAACCGUCUAGAACUUGGAACCAGAACACUGAACAAUCUAGAACUUUCAACCAGGGACACUGAACAAUCUAGAACUUUGUUCCAUGUCCAUGGUUCUAUCUAGAACUUAGAACCAGGGAUUUGGAACGAUCUAGAUUGAACUUGAAGACAGCUCUGGCUCCUACAGCUUUAUCUCUGCUCUCAUUAUCAGCAUCACUGUCCUGUUUAAACUAGUAUCAUUAUUAGUCAUGUUAUUAUCAUCGGUCUUGUCUGUGUUAAUUAUAUUAUCUAUUGCAUUAUUAUUAUUAUUAUUUGUUAUAUUAAUAUUAUCACUUCAUCAUUGUUGUAUAAUCGUUGAUUUUGUUAUCCUGUUGUACAAUGUCUAGGACAUUUACCCAUUUCACUGCUUCUGGGAAGCAUGUGUGUGUGUGUGUGUGUGUGUGUGUGUGUGUGUGUGUGUGUGUGUGUGUGUGUGUGUGUGUGUGUGUGUGUGUGUGUGUGUGUACACACAGAGUAAAUAAACGCCCUCUCUGUACCAGCAGAUGAAACCAGCUCUCAUUGCCCAUCAGGUCCUCGUCAUAUUCAUAUGCUAAUGUUUGGUUAAUAGUAUUAUCACGUGUGCUAAAGCAGUAAUGUAACUGUACCUAACAUGUGGCUUGCUCUACCAUGACGUUACCAUGGGGCUACUACACGAGUGUAUACUGUAUUACCACGGUGGUGUCGUCGCCAUGACAAUACCAUGGCGUUAGUGUGGUGUUGCAAUGGCAUUACCACGGCAUCGCUAAACUGUGACAUUGCUACGGUGUUGCUAUGUUAUCAGCAUGGCAUUACCAUGGUGUGUUACCAUGGUGCUGCUAAAUUGUACCGUUGCUAUGGUACCGCCAUGCUUUGUGGGUGAGUGCUGUUUUGCGUGGGAACAGUGUACUUGAUUCUGACGUGAGCCAAAGAGGAUUAUGGGUAAACGUGUUCUGGCUCCAAAUUUAGCUGAAGAGAUCAGAUGUUUGUACUGUCAGAGAACAACAGGUUUGUUAAAAGCAGGCUUUAACUUAGCCUGGUCCCAGAUCUGUUUGUACUGUCAGAGAACAACAGGUUGGCUAAAACCAGGCUUUAACUUAGCCUGGUACCAGGUCUGUUUGUACUAGGCCAGUGGUGAAAAAAGUACUCAAAAGUCAUACUUGAAUAAAAGUAAAACUCAAGUAAAAGUGAAAGUCACCCAGUAAAAUACUACUUGAGUAUAAAAGACUAAAGUAUUUGGUUUUAAAUAUAUUUAAUUAUCAUAAGUAAAUGUAAUUGCUCAAAAUAUACUUAAGUAUUGAAAGUAAACAAUAUAUAAAUAA
This is a messenger RNA of Salvelinus fontinalis (brook trout), 5263 nucleotides long. RefSeq names its product stAR-related lipid transfer protein 13-like. Gene Ontology annotation, molecular function: lipid binding; GTPase activator activity; protein binding. NCBI's taxonomy places the organism in Eukaryota, Metazoa, Chordata, Actinopteri, Salmoniformes, Salmonidae. Gene Ontology annotation, biological process: signal transduction; actin cytoskeleton organization; regulation of Rho protein signal transduction. The transcript has 15 exons. Bases 428 to 3703 code for a protein of 1091 amino acids. The record is from RefSeq and is a predicted model, not a curated record.